Diachasma alloeum is the source of this 1691-nucleotide messenger RNA. Its product is annotated as peptidyl-prolyl cis-trans isomerase sig-7. The transcript has 2 exons. Gene Ontology annotation, biological process: protein peptidyl-prolyl isomerization. The record is from RefSeq and is a predicted model, not a curated record. The coding region runs from base 100 to 1587 and encodes 495 amino acids. NCBI's taxonomy places the organism in Eukaryota, Metazoa, Arthropoda, Insecta, Hymenoptera, Braconidae. Gene Ontology annotation, cellular component: nucleus. Gene Ontology annotation, molecular function: peptidyl-prolyl cis-trans isomerase activity; RNA binding.
UGAUUCAUCAACGAUUGACAUAACCUCCAAAAAAAUCUGUCGUUUAAAAGUAAACAGUUCAAUUCAUGGCAUUUUGCAGUUAGAAAACAUAAGUACAAAAUGAGUGUAGUGAUAGAAACGACAAUUGGCGAUUUCACUGUCGAUUUAUUUACCGAAGAACGAUCGCAGACAUGUCGAAACUUCCUGAAACUCUGCAAAAUAAAGUACUACAACUGGCACUUGUUCCACACAGUCCAGAGUAACUUCAUAGCUCAAACAGGUGAUCCAACGGGUACAGGUAAAGGUGGUGAGAGUGUCUAUGGGAUGAUCCUGGGGGAGGAGGCACGGUAUUACGAGGGCGAGCGGAUGCCCAAAAUAAAGCACGACAGAGUGGGUCUGUUAUCCAUGGUAAACUGCGGUGACAACAUGCUGGGAUCCCAGUUCUUCAUCACUCUCGAUCGAGAUCUGCAGUCCCUGGACGGUGAGCACUGCGUUUUCGGCGAAAUAGUCGAGGGUCUGGAGGUAAUCCUCAAGUUCAACGAUACAAUCUGCGAUGGGGAUCACCGACCCUAUCAGGACAUCCGGAUAUCCCACACUGUUAUCCUCGAAGACCCUUACGAUGAUCCUGAGAAUUUACAAGUGCCAGAUCGAAGCCCAGAGCCUACGAAGGAGGCCCUUAUGAGCGACCGAAUUGGGGCUGAUGAGGUACUCGAUGACACUGCUGGCAUGUCCAUGGAAGAAAUCAUGGAAAUGCGGAGGGAUAAGGAAGCUAAAGCUGCUGCAACGAUCCUCGAGAUUGUCGGUGACAUCCCAGACGCUGAUAUUGCACCUCCAGAGAACGUUUUAUUCGUCUGUAAACUGAAUCCAGUCACCAAUGACGACGAUUUGGAGAUAAUUUUCAGCAGAUUCGGAAAAAUCAUUGGAUGCGAGGUGAUCAGGGAUCGUCAGAGUGGCGACUCCCUGCAGUACGCCUUCAUCGAGUUUGCUGAUCGCAAGAGCUGUGAAGAUGCCUAUUUUAAAAUGGAUAAUGUACUUAUCGACGAUCGUCGUAUUCACGUGGACUUCUCGCAGUCUGUGUCCAAGAUGCGAUGGAAAGGGAAGGGGAAAGGAUUUCUUUAUAAUGAGGAUCAGAAGAAUAGCUCGGGUGCUCGUGAGAAACAAGUCCGAGGGAAGAGUUCCGAGAGAAAAACGAGCAGAGGGGAGAGGCAGUCUCAUAGAUAUGGGGAUUCGUAUGACAGGAGUAGAUCUCACAAGCACGAUCAAACGAGGGAGAGAAAUAGGCGGGAUGAUGGUUACGAGAAUAAUAAAAAUGGCAGGGAUUGUCGAAAGCAUGGCCAAUCGAAUAGACGAGAUAAGGACUCAAGCAGAAAACGAAGUAGAAGCAGGAGUAGGAAUAGGAGUGCUGAGGAGAGAGAACGUCUACCCUAUGAAGAUGAUAGAAAUCGAAGUAAAGAACGAACAGAUUAUCGUGAUAGGGACAAAGAGAAGAGGAAAGAUAAAAAGCGAGAGCAAGAGAAAAAAUCGAGGGAUCGUAGUAGAUCGAGGAAGGAUAAGAAGAAACGCUCGAGGGACAGAUCAACAGAAACAUACCAGAAGAAGAAAAGAUAAUGGGGAAAAAUAGAAAUUUAUGCAUGUAUUGAAAUUCCAUUGUAUAUAAUGAUGAUGAAAGGGUGUUCCAAUUGAUGAUAAUGAAUGAAGAGUGAAUAAACAAG